AUGUUGCCCGCCCUUAUCUCGAACAGCCUUGACUGGAUUCAUACCCGUGUCUCUCAGAAAGUUCAGGAUGCCCUACUCGCAAUACUCAGCGCAGGCCCCAUACCCAGGCAUGUCGCGUUCAUCAUGGAUGGGAAUCGACGAUAUGCGCGGAGGCAGCACAGAGUAGUCGCGGAGGGACAUGCCCAAGGGUUCGAGACGUUGAGUCAGGUACUCAAGACAUGCAUGCGCCUGGGUGUACGAUGCGUCUCAGUCUACGCUUUCGCUAUCGAAAACUUCAACCGUUCUCCGGCCGAAGUGGAAGCUCUCAUGUCGCUGGCCGAAAACAAGCUCAUCGAGAUAUCCAAGCAUGAUGCACUACUCGACCGGUACGGUAUCCGUUUGAACGCGCUGGGACGGAGAGAUAUGCUUCCUCCAAACGUGCUUGCCGCAGUUGAGAAGGCAGAGAGCAUGACGCGCAAGAACAACAAAGCCGUGUUGAACAUUUGCAUGCCCUUCGCCAGUCACGAUGACAUCGUGAGCGCGGUACAGACUUCAGCUGAAAAAGCGAUUGAGAACCACGACUCUGUCAUAACAGAGGACGAUGUCGACGCUUGUAUCUCGACGUCUGUCGUGGGCAGCCCACCGAUUGAUAUUCUCGUUCGUACGAGCGGUGUUAAACGGCUCAGCGACUAUAUGACGUGGCAGACAUGCGAAACUGCUCAGAUACAAUUUUCAUCGCGCUAUUGGCCUGAUUUUGGUCUUUGGGAUUUUGUUCCAAUCUUAUUGGACUAUCAGCAAAAAAUUUGGUCUUCUCCGGCAUGAUGCAUGUGUUAUGUAUUCUACUUGGGACAUCUUGGGGCUAUGUAAUGCUAUAACUGGCUUUCUCAGAGGG
Messenger RNA from Phanerochaete carnosa HHB-10118-sp, 871 nucleotides. RefSeq lists its product as uncharacterized. Gene Ontology annotation, molecular function: ditrans,polycis-polyprenyl diphosphate synthase [(2E,6E)-farnesyl diphosphate specific] activity. The transcript is spliced from 6 exons. Bases 1 to 801 code for a protein of 266 amino acids. Lineage: Eukaryota; Fungi; Basidiomycota; Agaricomycetes; Polyporales; Phanerochaetaceae. Gene Ontology annotation, cellular component: dehydrodolichyl diphosphate synthase complex; membrane; lipid droplet. The record is from RefSeq and is a predicted model, not a curated record.